UAUAUACAUAUAUAUAUAUAUAUGCGUACAUUGUUGUAGAACGUAUUUUAAACAUUAUACGUAUUAAUUAGUCAUGAUGGAAAGAAGCGGGAAGUGGAGAUUGAGAGAACAGAAAUGACUGGUUCGCGUUUGUUAGUGUGCCGUUGCAUUUCUAUGUUAGUGGUAAAGGUCUAAUCAAUCUCUUAUUCCUUUCAGGCUUAUUAUAGAUGCCGGAGUACCGAUAAUUUCCUAUGGGUUUGUUCAGGAAGAACGGACGUUGAACAGAGAAUAGUUUUAGAGAGGUAACCUAGAAACUUGUUAAACGAACGAACUUCUUUGUAGAAAAACGGGGCACAUACAUUUGUUACAAGUUCCUACUCCUUCAAACUUUAAACUCGCUAAUAAGCGUUUAUACAUUCUCCGUUAUUGGAAAGAACGAAUUCUUUUUAGCGUCUUCCGUUUCCAGACACGUUUCAUGUAAUCUGCUUUACCGACAUAUUUAAUUUUUACGAAACAAAUUAUAAAGAAUUGUAUCCUUUUAUAAAUUCAACCAAUGAAAUGGCUAACAUACGAUAGAAAUCAGAACUGUUGUGGUUUCGUUUAUAUUAUACAGUUGUGGAUAAAGCGGUUCUCUUUAAAUAUGACGGAAAAGAUAAUUGCGCUAUGAUAACUAAGAGUUUUUGUGAAUACGAAUCGCGGGUCUUGGUUGCGAUUCAACUUGUUUCAUUUCACUCUAUUAGCAGAGGAAGAUAAAAGGAAUAGAUGUUCAAAGCAAGUUCAUGGAAAAAUCGGCACGCUCAAGCUCGUUGAAGGUCGUUCGUUAGUCCCGUUACGUUACUAUCCAUCUAUGACGUGUGUGACGCGUCACACAGUGAUAGCUCAUACGGUUCGAACGAGAAAACGCAUUGUAAUCUGUCUCCGUAAAAGACAUUUACUGACCGAAUUAUUUGAUUGUUCGUCAUUACAGAGUCGUUCGAAAAUGGUCGAGACAAAGAGAAAUUGGAAAAUGCAUUAACAAGUACGUUCACCUGAGGCUCGAUUUACGUUUCAUGAAGUACAGGUCGCUUCUAUACACGGUGAUUAGCGAGAUCCUCCUAAUAAGAAGACGCUACACUAGCAUUCCGCUACUGAAACAGUUAUGAUGAAUCCCGAUCGCUGAAUCCAGGGUGCACGCAACACAAAAUGGGCCUUGACGAAGAAAAGGAAAGCCUAUAACGUUACGGACGAGCGAAUAGGUUGAUCUAGCGUACGGUCGAUGCAUUUAGUCUCGGUAAAUUUUUUCAGAAAUAACUGUUACGAAGUUUACCAGUGAUCGACGCGAUAAAUUUAAAAUGAUCAUAUCGGUGAAGCCAUCGUUCCCUUAAACGAUAAUAACAAUAUUUCUUAUUACAAUGUGUUAUACCUAAUGUAUUUAAUACCGCGACUGAAUAAUAAAAUUUCAACUACUUGGAAAUUCAUCGAAUUGAAUCAGACGCGUAUUUCUCUUGGCUUAACAUUUCUUUAUGAAAGCAUAACAUUCUGUUUCCACUUAUAUGUAUAGACUUUCUGUUAAGAAAAGAGAUUUUUACGAACGUUUUCUUCGAUCUCAUUCAUGAAUUUAUUGUAUUUUUUUUUUCUGAUGUUUCCUUCGCGAAACAUUCGCCUUGUAACUGGUUUACUCUGGGUAGCGCGACAGGAAUCCGGGGUGACGAGAAAUCCUAGUAAGAACGUAUUCGUAUGUGGGUGAAAAAAUGACAUCGGCUUCUGUUACAAACGAUAAUAGAUCUGAAGAUUUUCAAAGAAUUUACUAGUGUUUCGGGCCGAGACGAUUGUUCGACAACUUUUACUUGAAAUUCUUUCUUUCUUAAACAGAUAAUAUAUCUGUUUUAGAAUACGACAUUUAAUAGAGAGAGUCAAUAAGAAUUAGCUUAAUAUAAUGGUACAUCUUGAAAGAUUCAUCGAGCAAAUUGUAGAGAGAAGAGUAGAGAAGAGAAUUUGAAGGGAAUAAAAGGCACGCGAAACGUCGAAGAGCGUAAAAUCUGAACGAAAAGUAUUCGAAAAGUAGAGCUUGGUGAUCGACGACGAAGAGCGAGGCGGUGGAUUGGUCAGUUCCAUUGAAAAUAGUGCCAAAGGUGUGUGGUCAUUGGCCGUGCGGCUUACCCCCACGUAAGCGCGCAGGCUAUAUAGAAGACCCCGCGAGGAAUUUCAUCUUCAGAACUGAGAGUCAGUGUCAAGGAAAUCUACCUGCAAGUAACGAAGUGAGCAAAAGCUUGUUUAGCAUCGCAUUGGAUCAAGGACAGCUAACAAAUUUGUGGAUCGUUUCUCUUCUGAUCGUUUCUCUCUUCGAAAUAUAAUGCAUUACAACCAGUACGUGUCGCUAUGCUUGGUCGCGCUUGUCCUGGGACAAGCAGCAACGCUGCCACAGCAUCCUCAGUAUCCGCAACAGUAUCAACAGCAGGUUAGGGACGAGAGGAAGUUUGCUGAGAAACCGAACGCCAUGAAGAAGGUUGCCCUCGAUGAUCUGGACGAUAUCAGCACCAAUCAGAUUCAAGAAGGUAGCAGUACCGGGUUUUCGUGGUCGAACAUGUUGAGCAUGCUGAUGCAGAUGUUACUAGGACAAACUGGCGGUGUAACUGGUCCGAGUAAGAACGAGAUCGACGAUGGCGCACCGGCUAGUCCAUGGGCGAAUUUGCUGUCGGUUGGCCUCAGGGUACUGACGGCUUUGCUAGGAGGUCCGCAGCAACCCGUUGACGGUAUCGACAAGGUUGACAAUCAGAGCAGUCCCAUGCAGGGCAUUUUGACUGCGGUGCUGGGCGCGUUUCUAGGACAGGGCAGAGACCCCGAUCAGGUUGCUGUCAUGGCUAAAAACGCUUCCGAGUUCAUUAGCAUCGUGAUCAACCUGUUAGACGCGUUGAAGACUUCGUUCUCUCAUCGUUCGUUGACGGCCAGAUCCAUGGGAAGACGGGACACCGUUUCGGAGGCAGCCGUCGCGUCCAUUUCGAUGCUCAAGGGUUACAUGAGAUCGGUGAAAUCCUUUAACAACGUUGGUCGUGCCGAGGACGAAGGUCAACGAGGUUGCGCCGAAAGAGCGCUCUGCGAGGCAAGUGCCGAGUGUGUUGCGGAUGCUCAGGGUACAUCGUCCAUCUUUUGUCAGCUUGGAUCGUACGCGACCAGUUAUUUGCUGCAGAGGCAGAGUGGAGUAGGUUUUGAAGCGCUCUACGAAGCGGGUCGACGCGGACGUACAGGAGAAGAUUGCAGAACUCUGUUCGUCGACUGUAACGCCGUAUGAAGAAACGGUUACGUCUCGAUCUGUUCAAGUACGAUUUAGACGCUCUGGGACACCAUCGAUUUCCAUUUACAUUCCUCGGCAUUCUUUCUCUCUCGUCCCGAGGUUUAGAUCGCACCUGAAACGGUGGACAAAGUAGCUUUAGACGCGACGUGGAAUAUGCGUAAGCAGCGUGCAGGGACCAAAACCGGAAACCUAACUCUCUCAUUCGCCUUACGUGUACAAACACGUAAAGAUGUCGAAAUGAAAUUGGCUUAUUUAAAAUCAACGCGUUAAGAUUAAGUUUUGGACGACUCGGGUUCUUCACAGCGAGAUAAACGAAAAGAAAAUCAUAUUCUAAAUAUCUUGAAAAUUCACUAUGUCAUAGGAUCAUCGUGUAUAUCUGACCAAUCAUAUAAUAACUUAUUGUAGGAAUUUUUGCUACCUUCGUAACUACGAAGCACUUUUCCAUAGACACCAAGAGAGAGUUCGUUAACGUAGACUCUACAUUUCUAAGUAUACCAGUGUGGAUUCUACGUUCUUGACAGUUUUUCUGAGAUAGACGUAAAGAGUGUUAGGUUGAGAAGGAACACGUGCACGCGGUGGGAAACACUUAACGUAGAAAUAGACUGAACGAGAAUAUAGGCCUAGGCGAACUGUGAACCGUUCGUUUGGGUCUCUCAACGAAAAUCACGAUAUUUAUUUCUAUUUAUUUGAAUUUAUUAAAUCUAGUAGAGUUAGUGUGUACUCUCUCUCUCUCUCUCUUUCUCUCUCGAGGAAUGGAUCGGUUAUGUCGCAGAAGAUGUUUUUAGCAAAAACUAUCUAGAGGAGCAGUGAAAGUUUAAUUGAAUGUUUUUUGAUAAAUUAGAGUCGUUUGAUAAUUCUGUACUUUUCUACGCUAACGACAGAUCCGUGCUCGAAAGAUUCUUUAUUAUACGUACAAGCUAACGUCUCAGGAUAUUGUGUUUGUUCUGUCACCCGCUAAAAAUUAUCUCCUGUAUAUAUGUAUACGUAUAGCUACGUGAACACGCAUAUACAUAUAUACACGGUUAGGUACACGCACACAUAUACAUAUACCGACACACGCGGGUGAAGUGUUUCGCAAUAGCCACCUUUUAUUUAGCUCGGUUAGCGUAUCAAUUAGAAGUAAGUUGUAUGUAUGACGUGUGGUACAAUUAUACUUAAAUUCAAGCUAAUAAACGGUCUUAUUAAUAAAUAAUCUUAUUCUCAA
Messenger RNA from Megachile rotundata (alfalfa leafcutting bee), 4454 nucleotides. RefSeq lists its product as uncharacterized. NCBI's taxonomy places the organism in Eukaryota, Metazoa, Arthropoda, Insecta, Hymenoptera, Megachilidae. The record is from RefSeq and is a predicted model, not a curated record.